GAGCGCGUUGCGUCACGCCGCAGAGGGUGGGGCUGAGGACACGGUUUCCUAGGCGACCGCAGGCCCUAGCCCGGAAGAAGGCGUGGCUAAGGGCCAUUCUGCUUUCCGGAGCGCGUUGCGUCACGCCGCAGGGACGGGGUGGGUGUUUCGGUGUCCUGAGCGACAACCUGGCGCUGCCCCUCGGUGGACAGGCUGCUCUGGAGCCAUGGGCACUCCGCCGGGCCUGCAGACCGACUACGAGACUCUGCUGAGCCGCUUCCAGGAGCUGGACGGCGUGCGCUUCGCGGGCUUCGCGGAGCUCUGGAGGAACAUGAAGUUCGGGACCAUCUUCUCUGGCAAAAUGAGAAAUUUAGAGAAGAACACAUUUACAAAGGAAGCUUUGGCAUUGGCUUGGCGAUUCUUUUUACCUCCACACACUUUCCAGAUCCGGGUUGGUGGCUUAUAUCUGCUCUACGGACUCUAUAACACCCAACUGUGCCAGCCAAAACAAAAGAUCAGAGUUGCCCUGAAGGAUUGGGAUGAAGUUUUAAAGUUUCAGCAAGAUUUGAUAAAUGCACAACAUCUUGAUGCUGCCUACAUUUUUCAGAAACUACGACUAGAGAAAGCAUUUCACUUUACGGCAAUGCCCAAAUUGCUGUCAUACAGAAUGAAAAAAAAAAUUCAGCGAACGGAAGUUACAGAAGAAUUUAAGGAUACAGCUGACCGUGUAAUGAAACUUAUCACUUCUGAUGUGCUAGAGGAAAUGCUGAAUGUUCACGAUCAUUAUCAAAAGAUGAAGCAGAAAAUUUCAGCUGAUAAGUCCAAGCCCGACAAAGCCCUGAGCUUGAUAAAAGAUGAUUUUUUUGACUCGAUUAAGAACAUAGUUUUGGAGCAUCAGCAGUGGCAAGAAGACAGAAAGAAUCCUCCCCUAAAAACAAAAGAUGGAGAAGAAAAGAGGCAGGAGCAUUCGCAAGAAUCAGAGGGAUGUGAAAGGGCAAAAUCAUUAGCAAAAAUCAAGUCCAGGGCCUUUUCAUUUGUUGUUCAGGCUUCCAAAUCAAGAAGGCAUCGACAAGUCAGGCUUGACUCUUCUGACUCUGAUUCUGCAUCUAAUAAAGGACAAAACGAAGCAGUUAAGAGAAAAAGAAGGAAAGAAACCUUGAAGUCAGCAGGAAGGAAGAAGGUGUCCUCUAGGAGCAAAGGUAACGAACGGAGUGUACGUAAGGAAGAUAAAUCUUUACGUCUGAGCAUGCCUGUCAUUGAAGAAGAGGAGGAGAAUGAAACUUGUAAUGAGCAAGAGUUCCGCGUGCCCAAGAGGAAAAGAAAACACUGAGUAAACCGUCAGAUGUGUGGGAGCUGGUGUUGGCACACUCUGCCACACUUGGGACCCCCAGAUACCAUCAGUGGACUGCUGAUCCGAGUCCUGGUUACCCCUGCUGAUGUGUCUGGGAAACAGCAGAUUAUGGAUGAAGAACUUGAAGAACUUGAUCUCCCACCAUGCACCUGGGGGACGGAUAGAUCUCGUAAUCCAUGGUUCACUCACCCAGCCCUGA
Messenger RNA from Ochotona princeps (American pika), 1529 nucleotides. RefSeq names its product small nuclear RNA activating complex polypeptide 1 (gene SNAPC1). The coding region runs from base 206 to 1309 and encodes 367 amino acids. The record is from RefSeq and is a predicted model, not a curated record. Gene Ontology annotation, biological process: snRNA transcription by RNA polymerase III; snRNA transcription by RNA polymerase II. Gene Ontology annotation, cellular component: snRNA-activating protein complex. The transcript is spliced from 10 exons. Gene Ontology annotation, molecular function: sequence-specific DNA binding. Lineage: Eukaryota; Metazoa; Chordata; Mammalia; Lagomorpha; Ochotonidae.